Guillardia theta CCMP2712 is the source of this 1452-nucleotide messenger RNA. RefSeq lists its product as hypothetical. The coding region runs from base 1 to 1452 and encodes 483 amino acids. The record is from RefSeq and is a predicted model, not a curated record. NCBI's taxonomy places the organism in Eukaryota, Cryptophyceae, Pyrenomonadales, Geminigeraceae. The transcript is spliced from 9 exons.
AUGAUCGCUGCAUUGACAGGGGCAGGCCCAAGAUACAGGAAGGAAAGGCGAUUGGCUGAAGCACGAAGAGCAAAGCACUUUUUAUCAGCUGGCCAUCACAACCCAUCUGCUCAUCACAACACUCGCAUCGAUUACAUGAAUUCUUCUGAAGAUACGACCGUAAAGGGAAAGUCUAUUGCUGGUGCAGGACAACAACAUGGCAUGCAGGGAGAAAAUUCCUUGGACCAUUUUGCACCCAACCAUUCAAAUGAUGCGCAUGAUCAAGUUGAAAGCCAAAACCCGCCUGCAAAAGGUGAUUCUUCACCGUCCUCUCACAUCCCUACUCCGAAUACUGUCAAUGCCUCGCAUCGCAAGUCGCCUGCGCAGCAUGAGCUUGUCUCCGCACAUUUUAAGGUGGAGCCUGAAGAUGUGCCAGCUGAGAAACUGAUAGAGGAUCGCGCUCCCCUGAGAUUCUUUGGACCAGAAAACAAGCCUGUAAACCCUGAAGACAACGCCAACACACUCAUGGAAGGAGACGAUAAUGUAGACACACCACGGGUUUCUACCCCACACUCCUUGUUCUCUGGUUGUGGAGGGCCUUGUCUUGCAUGCUUUUUUCCCAAGCUUGGAGGCAAAGAUCCAUCUGUGGACAGCAGCGCUUUAAAGCCAACGGUCAGCGCAGACUUUUGGGGGAAGGAAAAAGAGAAGGAAGAGAAGGAGAAAGAGAGAGAGGUAGAAAUGGAUACGAAAAAAGGUCAUUCAGUCCAGCAGGACAAGCAAAACGAAUUGAAGCUUGCUGGCGAUGACACUCUUCGUCGGGGGACAUCCGUUCCGUCUAAAGACAGCUGGAAGCCGUCGCUUGAUGUCGACAAAGUAAAAGAAUGGCUGGAGCGGCAUGCUGACGACAGCAUGCGGCCUAUGCAACAAGAUUCAUUGCGAUCUACCGGAAGAAGAUCGCGCAGACUUUCUGCUCUGGGGAAUUCAAGUAACAGAGAAUACAAUGGGAACAGCCCUAGCAAGCAGAUCACUCCAGGACGAUACGUUAUUACUCCAAGAGAUUCAGCUGCUGACGUCAGCGAAAUCAGCAAGGCAAUGAUUCAAUCGUUAGGUUCAGCUCCCUUCGCGAAAGAUUGGCUCAGGGGCCAUGCGAUGUCUGACUGCGAAGACGAAAGGACAGACACGAAUCUUCACUCCGACUUACUUGCAAGAAACAUGGUCGAGAAAUUACGUCGUUCGCAACGGCAUGUGCCAUAUCUCAAAUCUUGGCUGCGGCAUAGAGGGCUUGCCGGCUCAAAGAAUCCUUACGACAAGGAAACGGCAGACCCUAAAAACCCUGAGUUGGCACAAACUGCCAUAGAGCUCAGCAAUCAAGUUCCCGUGUCGCAGAUCAUUUUUAACCUUGCUUCGCUUUUCCGACUUCAACCCAACAGCUCGGACCAGGCGGACAGAAGUGUUGUCAACCAAGAGCCCUGA